AUGGACGAAGUCGAAGCGCCCCCCACUGCUGUGCAACAACCUACACCACCUAUAAAACAAGCUGAACCGAAAAAGCUCUCUUCACUAAUCAAUAAAAUCGAACUCUUGUGUAGUGAUUCCCAUAAGCGGUACCUACCAGCCUGUUGCGAAGCCUAUCUCAAACAUAACAAAUCCACUCACACGGAUGAGUAA
Molecule: messenger RNA, 192 nt
Organism: Blastocystis hominis
Lineage: Eukaryota; Bigyra; Opalinata; Blastocystidae
Exons: 1
Coding region: 1-192 (63 amino acids)
Source: RefSeq, a predicted model, not a curated record